AUGCUAAAAACCCUGGAUUUCAACUCCGAUCAGCCCGGAACCAUACUCUCGACUUUGCUGGCCGCCAAACCUACCAGGCUCGAAAGAUUAUGUCUGGCCACCACGAAAUCCGAGACCCGAUGGACGAGCCCGAACGUUCCGAAGGCGAAAAAUCACUUAAAGCAGAUCACGACACUAAGUUUGCACGGGGCAAAUCUUUCAGAAGAAAACACGACUUCCUCGCUCAUCUCGAUAUUAGAUUUUGGUUCCAUCACCUCACUUACUCUGUCCAAAUGUAUUGGACUCCCCGAAUUCUGCACUCAGCUCAGUACCACUUUUGCGGAGGUUGGUUUGAGGUUGAGACAUCUCACCGUUUUGCCGGAUAGAGGAGAUGAACGUUCUUCAGGCCCAAUGCACUCCUUGCUCCAACUGUGUGGUAAUCUGCAAAGCUUGCAUUUGUCUGUGAAUGGCGAUGUCCGGGGUGCGGAGGCGAAGUUCCUACUUGAGUUGCCUCAACUCAGAGACUCUCUAUGCUCUCUAUCGUAUCAUCAAGGAGGUGGUCGCCAUGGCGUUGAUGAUAACGACGUGUUGGGCCAUGAGAUGGUGAUGGAGAUACUUGCAAGAUUCCCGCGGUUGACUCAGUUCGGAUAUAACAUCGCCAGGCAAAACCUAGAUGAGCCUGACCCCUCUUUUCUCCACCAGCUAUCCCAAUCUCUUCCAUCAGAUUUACGCAUCCUCCAUCUUUCGUAUACCACCGUGCGUUACGAAGGGCCCCAGCACGCCAGCUACAUAACUUUGCAUAACCUCAAGUUCGCCACGGCGCUCUUCGAAUGUUGCCACAAGACAAAGCCCAACCUAAAAUACCUUGUGCUAGGAACUCACGGUGGUGGGCUGGUGAGCGGACAUGGACGCACCGAGCGUGUUUACCAGCGACAACACUGCUACGUCAAAGGCUUUCAAGGCACAACGGGGCAGCCAGGAUCUAUCGUUGCAAUUCCCAUCUCAAACUCGCAAUUGGCCGGCAUGGAUCCGGAGGCCGCCGAGAUUCUGAAUUUCGAUCCGAAUGGGUAUUGGCGUGGCAGGUCUCCUGGUCGCUUCCACGAUUAG
Molecule: messenger RNA, 1086 nt
Organism: Westerdykella ornata
Lineage: Eukaryota; Fungi; Ascomycota; Dothideomycetes; Pleosporales; Sporormiaceae
Exons: 2
Coding region: 1-1086 (361 amino acids)
Source: RefSeq, a predicted model, not a curated record